GGUCAACGGCACCGCCCUUCUAGAAUCGUUUUGACAGGUUCACCGCAACCCGAUCGAAACUGUAACGCUGCCGGCACACCAGACUUUUCCUGUCAAACAUACGAAACAACCGCAAAAAAGAAACAAGCAAACAAUACAACGCAAAACAUGUCCCGGGCCGUCGAUAAGCUUCCCGCUCCCGCGGAGGCUCGCUCCAUGAAAGUCAUCGGGCUCGGUCCCAGCCGCACCGGAACCCUUGGGCUGUGGCAGGCCUUGAAGACGCUGGGGUACACCCCCUUCCACAUCUCGGAGCUGCUGCCGUACGGCUUCCAGCAGAUGAGGGCGCUCCAAGAGGCCAUCGUCGCCAACGACACCGACAAGCCGUUCGGCCGCGCCGAGUUCGACAAGCUCUUUGCCGGAUACGACUGCAUCGUCGAGAGUCCGUGUUACCUGUGUCCGAACGUCAUCACGGAGUACUUGGACGACCCGGAUGUGAGGUUCAUCCUGACCGAGCGGACUCCGCAGUCCUGGGCUAAGUCCAUUGCCGGGUCUCUCGGCGCCUACCACCAGAAGCUGGCGAAGCCGCCUCUGUCGAUCGCAAGGCAUUUCGACAGCUUCAUUGCGGAGCUCACGGCGCUCUUCAGGGCCAUGACCCAUCGAUGGUCCGGCGGACUGGAGCCCAGUGACCCUGGCUUCAACGAUGCCCUUGCCAAGAGCUAUGUCGAGUACAUGGAGAGCGUCAAGAGCCUCGUGCCCCCGGAACGCCUGCUGGUUCUGAAUCUGGAAAAGGGAUUCGGCUGGGAGGAGAUCUGCGGGUUCUUGCAGCGGGAUGUGCCCGACGAGCCGUACCCGCGCAUCAACGCCAUGGCCGACUUCCAUGUGGCUGCGGAGAUGGUCGUGUCCCCGGCGAUCAAGAAGACGGUCCGCAUCCUCACCUCGACCGCGGUCGCCAUCGCCGGUAUCGGCUUCUGGUACUGGCAACGGAGGAGAUGAACCCAUGGGAGAAGAUGAACCUAUGGAGAAGUUUCUUGAACCUUUGUACAAAGUCGGCUGUUUUGGGAUGGGAAAGAAGGCGCUUUUUUGGGAGGAAAGGCAGCUUAUACCCACUGCUGGAAGAAAAUAUCUGAACUAGUUGAGAACCAGGCCUUCGUGGUUUAAUGUGAGGAGUGAAGCAAGUAGAAGUCCCUUGAUGCGAUGCAUAAUGGAUCUAUGGAAUCAUACGCCCAAAAGAUGAGUUAUUUCUUAUCAUAGAUCAGGAUUACCUAACUUAAAAAGGC
Messenger RNA from Colletotrichum destructivum, 1256 nucleotides. RefSeq lists its product as uncharacterized. The record is from RefSeq and is a predicted model, not a curated record. The transcript has 4 exons. The coding region runs from base 148 to 972 and encodes 274 amino acids. Lineage: Eukaryota; Fungi; Ascomycota; Sordariomycetes; Glomerellales; Glomerellaceae.